This is a messenger RNA of Scleropages formosus (Asian bonytongue), 1562 nucleotides long. RefSeq names its product plexin domain-containing protein 1-like. The transcript has 14 exons. Lineage: Eukaryota; Metazoa; Chordata; Actinopteri; Osteoglossiformes; Osteoglossidae. Bases 28 to 1500 code for a protein of 490 amino acids. The record is from RefSeq and is a predicted model, not a curated record.
ACGAGAAGGAGAGAGAGGCUCUCGAACAUGAGUUCCGUCGCCGUGCUGCUGAUGUGCCUCGUCCAGGUGCAGUUGGCCACAGUUUGGGCUUCUGGGCUCACAGAUCUACUGCACGGCCCUGCGGAGCUGAGGGAAGGGCUUCCGGCUGGGCCACGCAGGACUCGCAGUGAGAAUGGAACCUCCUCCGAGCCGGGAAGAGCAAGAUCUGACACCCUGGGGGGGGACCUGGCCAUCGACUCCUUGCCCAACAACAUGACUCGCAUUGUGGAGGACUCGCACAGGUACUACACGUGGCGCAGUUUCGGACCGGCGGACCGGGACACAGAGGAGCUCUGGGUGGACCUGAGUGACCCGCGACUGAGCGAAGUGCGCAUGCACGGCAUCCUGUCCAACACACACCGGCAGGCUGCGCGGGUGGCCCUCUCCUUCGAUUUCCCCUUCUACGGCCAUUACCUGCGGCAGAUCACCAUAGCAACCGGAGGAUUCAUCUUCACCGGGGAUGUCGUGCACCGCUUUCUGACGGCCACGCAGUACAUCGCACCCCUCAUGGCCAACUUUGACCCGAGCCUCUCCAAGGAGUCCACGGUGCAGUACAUGGACAACGGGAAGGUGUUUGUGGUGCAGUGGGACAAGGUGAGGCUUCACGGCAGGGAGCGGGAGGGCGCCUUCAUCUUCCAGGUGGUCCUGCGCAGGACGGGGGACAUCGUGUUCAGCUACAGAGAUGUGCCACUGCCGGUGGAGGAGAUCAGCUCGGCGGAGCACCCGGUGAAGGUGGGCUUGUCCGAUGCCUUCAUGACCCUUCUUCCCUCCCAGGAGACGCCAGGCGCUCAGCGGAGAACGAUAUACGAGUACCACCGAGUGGAGAUCGACACCACGAAGAUAAGCAACAGCACUGCCUUUGAAUUUACCCCGCUCCCCACUUGUCUCCAGCAUGACAACUGUGAGUUCUGUCUCACCUCCAACUUGACAUCUGGCUGCAACUGGUGCAACGUCCUCCAGAGGUGCUCGGACGGCCUCGACAGACACAGGCAGGAGUGGCUGGAUCACGGCUGUUCGGACGAGGCCAAAGACGGUGCCUGCCAGGAUUAUGGCCCAGAUGAAGACGACUGGCUGGCGGAGGCGAGCCCCUCGGACCCUGGACCCACACCCUCCUCGGGGCACCUCCCUGAUGGCACUGUGACCGAGGACGACACCAAACAAAUAAUCCGCUACAACGGUAAUGGCCAGAAGACACGUCCUCCGGAGCAGCAGGGGGCGCCGGUGCACACCGGCAUCAUCGUGGGCGUCGUUUCUGCGCUCGUGUUGCUCCUGGCCUUCACUCUCCUGGCUCUGUACAUCAGCUCGCACCCUGCCGCAGCCCCGCCUCUCUACCUCCUACCGCGACGCAGUAAGUACUGGCCUUCUAUGAAGUUCCGGAACCAGAACGGCCACUCGAGCUACACGGAGGUGGACGGCGGCAGCACCGAGAAGGAGGGCUUCAUCGAGGCCGAGCAGUGUUGAGACACGGGGCGUGGAGGCGCAUGGGGUCACGUCCAGGACAGACGGGUGGUCCAAUGGGGUGG